Molecule: messenger RNA, 1179 nt
Organism: Closterium sp. Naga37s-1
Lineage: Eukaryota; Viridiplantae; Streptophyta; Zygnematophyceae; Desmidiales; Closteriaceae
Source: the annotation of a GenBank genome assembly
AUGCCAUAUCACCCAUGCCAUCAUCCCCUCAUCCCACUACCCCAUGCCAUCACCCAUGCCAUCGUCCCACCACCCCAUGCCAUCACCCAUGCCAGCCAUCAUCCCACCACCCCAUGCCAUCACCCGAUGCACUCUCACCAACACCAGGAGGAACCCACCACCCUCCAACCCAGUGUCCCACAUCCCAUCACCGCAUCACCCCAUGCCACCACCCCUGCAGGCACACGCUCCACUGCUGCUGCAUGGGCGUCUGUGGAAGCAGCAGUCACCUCAGGGGCCCUCACCGACACCAAAAGGAACUCCUCCUCCUCCAACCCUUCCUCCUCCCCCGCCCCCGCUGCUGCCGGUGCCGGUGGCGGGAGUGCCGCUAAUUCCCGUGCCAGCACCCCCUCACUCCCCGCCAACCGCCUCCCCUCCCGAAAGCACCACAGCGAACGCAAAAUCCCCGGCGCCGCGACCACCAACCCCACCACAAAAAACAGCACCAGCAGCCACAGCAUAGACGGCGCUCGCUCCCGCAGCUGGGCAGGCGUGGGGCCGUACAGGAAAGACGUGAUCCGUUACAUUACCCUAGAUGCCUCUGCAGGCAAGCUAGCUGCGAGUAAGAGUGCUAAGUACCUCUCUUCUCGCCGCUCUGCUGUGGCUCUCUGGCACAAGGCGCAGAAGUUUGCAGGGCCGGUGGGUACGGCUGCUGCUACCGCUGCCAUGCCGGCUGAUACUGUGGCGUUUGCUGUCUCGGCCUUUGCCGGCCGACCAAUCACACCGUCGUAUGCUGCUGCCGGUGCCGGUGCUGGCGGUGCUGGUGCUGCUGGUGGUGCUGAGUCGGCGGGGGUGGCAGUGCCGUAUGUGCGGCGGGAGGAGCAGGAGCGCAUGACCACGUUCUGUGUGCUCGCCAUUGUGCUUAAACUGAGGGACGAGUUCAUUGAUGGCGCCUCUGGGCUCGACGACGUGGUGGAUGUGAGUGUAAUGGGGGGGAGGGAGAGGGGAGGAGAUGAUUUGGUGGAUAGCUUCAAUGCAGCAGCAGGGUCGUGGGACGAGAAGAAACUCUGUAAGCGGGCUAGUUUCAAUGCAGCAGCAGGGUCGUGGGACGUGAAGAAGCUCUGUAAGCGAGCUGUGGACCUCCACCGCCAGUACCUUGUACUGAAACUGGCCGCGCAUGAGCUAGGUCGGACCCUCUGA